Ilex paraguariensis (yerba mate) is the source of this 1093-nucleotide messenger RNA. The record is from the annotation of a GenBank genome assembly. NCBI's taxonomy places the organism in Eukaryota, Viridiplantae, Streptophyta, Magnoliopsida, Aquifoliales, Aquifoliaceae.
CUUAGAAAAUAUGCAUUUUCGGGUGUGCAUGAUAUUGUGGUUAUUGUAGGAUACUAGUUAUAUUAGCCCUAUCCCUCUAGUGACUUUAAAAGCAUUUCAUUCUUUUCAUUUCCUUCUCACACAACAAUUGCAAAAUGCCCAUGGAAAACUGUCCUCUAGCCACUGACAGCUUUUCAUACAGUUGGCUAACAAACAGAAAACCUUCUGUAGAUGGCCUUGAUGAGGAACCCCUCAGACCAUCCCCAGACAGUUCCAAUGAAGCCACUAAGGAUAUGAAGUAUGAGAUCGUAAAAUCGAGAAGAUUCUUUGAAGAAGAUCAGAAUUUCAAUUUUGAUACUCCUGUCUUUAAAUCUCCGGUUACUCUUGUUCAUGCUGAUGAAAUUUUCUCUGAUGGACAUAUCAUGCCAGUCUAUGAUAAUCGAUCCAAGAUAGAGGCCUUCAAUACCUCAAACUCUGAUACUGCCAUACCAUUAUCUUCUCUUUCUUGCAGAGCUGUAUGUCCAGUUGAUAGGAUUCAUUGUCAUUUCCUCAGGAAAUGGAGGAAAUCAUCAAAGAGAAUAUUUAUGAAGUGUUUUGGAUUUCUCAGACCUUGGUGCCUGGGGGUUGGAUGCUCCAGAAAAAGUAUUAGAGUUGAUGAUAUUGAUGGGAAAGUGUUGGAAGUUCACAGCUGGGGCAAUUCACUCCAUGAAUCUCCACAAACACAAAGAAGUACAGCUUGUGAUUGGUCUCACACCAAGCACAUAAGCAAUAAAGUUGAUAGAUAUUGGAGACUGAAGAAGACUAAGAGGUGGAACAAUUCUCCACAAUCAUCUCCACCACGAAAUCCUUCUUAUUCUGCAGAUGGUUGGUGUGAUACUGAAAGAUCAAUUUAUGAGGCAGUUCUUCACUGCAAAAGAUCAAUUGAAGAAAAGGAAAUGGCAGAAGAAGAAAGUGAUGCAGAGCCUUAAGGAAUGCAUGGCAAGGGAUUGAGUGAUGCUUUAAUAGAACAUGUUCUUUUUCCCAUUCUCUCCCCUUUUCCCUCUUGGUUGUAUGUGCAAUUUUUGUCUUUUAAAGGAACAACAGUUUCAUUAUAUCUCAGCUUGGAAAUUCUCAU